Molecule: messenger RNA, 2454 nt
Organism: Melitaea cinxia (Glanville fritillary)
Lineage: Eukaryota; Metazoa; Arthropoda; Insecta; Lepidoptera; Nymphalidae
Product: TBC1 domain family member 31
Exons: 1
Coding region: 1-2427 (808 amino acids)
Cellular component (GO): centrosome
Molecular function (GO): protein binding
Source: RefSeq, a predicted model, not a curated record
AUGGCAACAGACAAUCAAGGUGAUAAAAUAGAAAAGUACGAUUUAAAAUUAAAAUCAAAGCCCAAAGAUGGAGUUAUAUUACAACUUCACCACACGAUUCGGGGAUCGAACGGAGAGAGCAAACGUAUUCGCUUUUCUAUUGGAACAUUUGAAGAUACUCAUAAUAAGUUAGCAUGCGUAGAUAAUAUUGGCAAUGUCUUCGUACUCGAUUUUGCUGAUUUACAGUUUUGGAAGUUAAAAAGCCUCGGUCCUUGUACUGCCCUACAUUUUGUUCCAUACGACCUAGAUAUCUUAGUAGUCGCUACUGCUAAAAAGUUUGAAAUAAAAUUCGUAGAUAGUGAAUUGGCACAGGUAACUACUAUACUAAAAGGUCACACUGCUCCUAUAAACCAUAUAUCCUUUUCAAACAAUAAAGUAAACAAUUUGCUCACUGCCAGUUCAGUUGAAGCUAUCCUUUGGGAACUUAAGAAUUAUACAAAAUAUUUUACUCUGAACACAUACCCAGGAGCUCAAAUACAACAAAUUUUAUUCACUCCAGCUGGUGACUUUUUAGUCGCUUGCUUUCAAAAUGAUACAAUACAAAUUUGGAAGCAUGAGACAAUGAAAUCAGUUAAGCAAAUAAUACCUAGUGAGUUGAAACACUUAAAAAGUGUUGCUUUCACCAUGAAUGGUAGAGCAAUGGCCAUAUCAGGGCUAGUACCUGUGUUGAUUCUAUUCAGUAUGGACACAUGGAAAGCUUUGAAAUCUAUUGAUUUACUUAAAUAUAAUAUUUCAGGUGUCCAAAAAAUUUCAUUCAUCCCUCAAAUGUUUGACGGAGGUAGUAAUAAGAUUUUAGCUCUAUUGAGUAGUGACUGUUUUUUAUAUUUCUUUGAUAUAGAAUUAUUUAAGAUUAUACAUACCAUUCAUCCGGAAUCAUCGGGAAUAAGAAAAUUUGUUGUUAGUCCUACUGGGAGAUACUUUCUUUGUAUAUUACAGCAAGGAGAAGUAAACAUUUAUAAUACUUCUUAUGUAAUGGAUUAUGCUAAAAAACCUAAGAAUAUAUCGACAAAUAAAGUUUUACCAUGUACUUCUGGUUCUCAUAAGUGUGUCGAACAUUCACCUGAAAGAGCAGAAGUCCAACAAAGAAUGAAAAUUUGUAUGGACAGCGCUAGAUUGAGAAGAAUCUUAAUGCAGUAUGGGGAAUAUCCUGAUAAAUUUCGCUCGAUAAUCUGGAGAUCCUUGCUGGUUACUCCAAGAAAUAAGACAGCAUAUACAGUUUUAGUAGAUAAAGGUAUCCAUCCAGCUUAUAAAGAUAUUGAAAAACAAUUCACUAUACAUAGUUCUAUAACACUAAAAAACUUAAAAAGGCUUCUUUCUUGUCUUGCUCAUUGGUGUCCCUUGUUUGGUGUGAUGAAGUUUUUGCCUGGUUUUGUGUUUCCAUUUGUAAAAGUAUUACAGAAAGAUCCUCUUUUACUAUUUGAAAGUGUAGCAACAAUAUUGUUUAACCAGUGUCAGCUCUGGUUUGAAUAUGCACCGUUUCCUCCAAUCAGUAUUCUUGCAAUGGUUGAAAAUAUAUUGGCUGAACAUGAUCAACAGCUACUAGAUCACUUUUGUAACCUAGGUGUGACAAGUCAAACAUAUGCUUUGAAGAUUUUAGAAACAGCUUUCAGUGAAGUGCUGACUUGCUCAGAAUGGUUAAUACUUUGGGAUCAUAUACUGAGUAAUGAACCAGCAUUUAUUUUAAUGGCUGUUGUUUCUUAUAAUAUUGUUCAAAAGAAUGCUCUCAGAAGAUUGCAAAAUCAGGACCAGAUUGAGAAUUUCUUUCACAUGCAAAAUCCUAUAAACAAAAAAUCAUUUUUGAAGAAAACUUAUGUUUUACUCAAUGAUACAAGUGAAGAUAUACAUCCAAGAAGAUUUUUCAAAUCUUUUAUGGCUCUAGAUAAAGGUAGCUGUUAUCAGCAAUUUACAGAAUAUCCUAAAGCAACAAUAUGUCUUAAAUUAGCAAAGAAAACUAGAAGAAAGGCACAGACAUCGAAUAAUUAUACUUUGAAAGAACUGACAACAAAAAGUCAAGAGGAGGAAAUAAAUAAAAGAUGUAUACAUGAGACUGUUUCAACAGAAUCAUACAAUUCUGAAAAAGAUUUUAAUGAGAAUAACAAUAUAAUCAACAGUAGCAAAAUUAAUAAGAAAAACAAUCAAAGUAUUGGUGAUCACAAUAGUGCAGUAAAAGAAGAAUUAAUAGAUAGUAUAUUAAACUCUUCUACAAAGCAUUCUCACAAAAGUAAACGAAAAUUUCACAAUAAAAAAAAUAGAACAGAUUGUGUAGAUUCGAAAGAUCCUGCAUAUCCACAUUCAAGUAAGAAAACAUCAGAGCGAAAUCACAAUUUGGAAAAAGAAGUUGAGAAAUUAAUCCAUAGUUACAGCAGUUCUGAUGGGUCAGAGAAUUAAAGUGUUUCAAUAAAACAUAAUUAUUUA